Molecule: messenger RNA, 1261 nt
Organism: Cercospora beticola
Lineage: Eukaryota; Fungi; Ascomycota; Dothideomycetes; Mycosphaerellales; Mycosphaerellaceae
Product: NUDIX hydrolase
Cellular component (GO): mitochondrion
Molecular function (GO): hydrolase activity, acting on acid anhydrides, in phosphorus-containing anhydrides
Source: RefSeq, a predicted model, not a curated record
AGCAAACUGACUCUGUCAGGCCAUGUCACUGCUGAUAACUUCCAGGACAGUCCACAUUCCAUUGAAGAAUCUGUCGUUGGCGCAAAUACCCAUCAGAAACUUGUCAACUGCCUCAAGCCAAGACCAGCCUGCCAGAAACGGCCUCCUACGUCAGACAUCCUUAAACAUGCCUCCGAAAGAGAAGCGAGCAGCAACAUCGGUCAAGAGCUACUCCACAACUCCGCCCAAAGAUAAGAAGACUCCAGCCAUACCAAGACCCAGCUCCAGUGUUCUCCUCAUCUCGCCCAACAACCAAGUGCUUCUCCUGCAACGCGUCAAGCAGUCUUCUUCGUUUCCCUCGGCUCACGUCUUUCCUGGCGGCAACGUUUCAGAGUUCCACGAUGGCCGCGCACCGGAGCCAGAUCACCCAGAGCGGCAUAAAGACAGCGAGGUGUACCGCAUGGCUGCCAUUCGAGAGACAUUCGAAGAGUCCGGCAUCGUCUUGGCGCGAAAUAACGGCUUUGGCAGAUUGAUUGAGGUCCCGCAAGACCAGCGGGAAGAAGGUCGGUUGCUUGUUCACGGCAGUAAAGUCCCUUUCGCAAAAUGGCUAUCUCAGAAGGGUGGUCGCGCAGAUACUGAAGGCCUGACACCCUUCACGAGAUGGGUUACGCCAACGAACGUGCCGAAAAGAUUCACCACUCAGAUGUACCUGUAUUUCCUACCUACACUCUCUUCGACGCCUAUCUCAGAAGGCUCUGGCAACCCCGACGAUUCCGAAGCUGAGGUCUCUAUCCCUUCGCCGACAACAGACGGCGGCAAAGAGCACACUACAGCACGAUUCUUACCUGCAUCAGCGUGGCUGAGACUCGCUCAAGAAGGGCGGAUAAUCUUGUUCCCGCCACAGUUCUUCCUCCUUCAUCACGUUGCGCAGUUCCUGGACGACCUAAAAUCUCCCUCAGAUUAUGGCUCCGUCUCACGCAAAGAAGUCCCGCGAGAAGAGUUGGAAGCGCGACGCAAGAGGCUGUUGGAUUUUGCGAAGUCCGGCGACCCUUCAUUUGUUGAAUCGUGCAUUUCUCCUACAACGAUGCCUCCUCCUUACGGGAAGAAGCGUGAAGAUGGACGACAGGUCCUUGCAUUGAACCGCCCUGGACCCGAGCUGGAAGGCACAGAUCGAAGAGGGCCUAAUGAUCAGUGUGUGUUGGUGGACUUCAAGAGGGAGGGGCCAAGGAGAUUGGCGGUCAUAUCGAGAGCUGAUGCGUUGGAGAGUGCUUCGAAGCUGUGA